AUGACGGAAACUAGCAAUUUCAUCAAGACUGAGCCUGACGAGCACAGCAGUGACCCACACCAUUAUAUAAUGUCGCAGUCCGGCUAUUCGAUGUCAAACCAAUUCGGGAACCCUAAUGAAGGGGUUGACCCCUCGGAGUUGAGCAUGCAGAACGGCUUCAUGUCAUACCCGUUCUCCUCGCAACAGAACCUUUCCUCCAGUUUCAAUUUCGGUAACUCUGGGAUCGAUACCGAUGAGCUCCUGGAUCUGGAGAUUAACGGCCACAAUGGAGUCCAGCAGAACUAUCUCCAGGACCAACAGUCAAGCGCUGGGAUCUCGAUGAGUCACCCGGGCCAAAUGUCACAGAUGUACUCCAACACGCCAGAUGGAGCUCCCAUGCACAGCCCCUUCAUGCAUAGUUUCAAUUAUGACCACUUCCGGAGCAUGGGCCAGCCAGGACAAGCGCCUCACCUCCAGGGCAACGGAUCCCAUUUUGACCAGAGCUAUCUGAAUGCCAAGGCUCGGCCAAGCAUACAAGCGCUCGACCGGGCCUCGUACGACGGACGCAGCCCGAUGACCCCCAAGACCCCAGCGCUCGGCGCUUUGACCCUUGGGACGCCGGAGUCCGGGAGCUUCCCUACUCAGCCCAUUCGGACUGGCCUUCAGCAUCGGCACCAGAAGACGCUAUCCAACCAGUGGGAUGGUACGCCCGGGAGUGCGCAUUCGUAUGUGGAGUCACCCAUCUCAUCUCCUGGCCAUCCAUCUCAUCAUGCGGGGAUUUCGGAAAUCCUCAAAUCGGGCAAGCAUGCUUCCUUGCCGGCCAAGGUUGAUACGCAUAUGCCAGGGUCCGCACAGGACUUAGAAUCGCAAGAGGCGAAGCGGCGCCGUCGCAGAGCCUCUCAUAAUCUCGUCGAACGCCGGCGGCGAGACAACAUCAAUGAACGCAUUCAGGAUCUUUCCCAUUUGGUACCCCAGCACCGCUUGGAGGAUGACAAGGUUCGUAAGCAGCUUGUCAACAAUACUGCCAUGUCUGGUACCGGAGCUACCGCGAAUGCUGCAACAUCCCUGCUCGCUGGAGGCAAUGGGCGCCGCGCCACUGCUGGUAACAUCACCAUGGGUCUCCCAAUCGAGGAAAAAGAGAAAGGGCCCAACAAGGGAGAUAUCCUCAACGGAGCAGUCGGUUGGAUGCGGGACUUGAUGUGGGCCCUGCACGUCAAGCUCCAACAGGAGUCAGAGCUGGCAGAAUUGAUCAGCAGGCUGGGUGGCACUUGGCCGUUUGAGCAGACCGAGGAGGAAAAGCGUAUGCGCACCGAGAUUCUCGAUGCGCUAGAGAAGAAUGAUCCUAGCUCCUUUGCCUACAGCAGAGCGCCAGGCAGCGGUCUCCGGGUGCCCAAGCACACCAACAUUGCUGGGGAUUCUGUCAGCGGCAACGGAACAUUGAGCCCACAGAGUCUGAGCCCACCUUUCAACAGUGGCGGCAGCAGCAAUGGCGGGGGCUCUGGACAAGCCCAGUAUUGGAAUAGCUCGGGCCAUGCUGGCAUGAGCUUCAAGGAAGAAGACGAAUACGCAAUGGAGAUGAACUAA
Molecule: messenger RNA, 1563 nt
Organism: Aspergillus brunneoviolaceus CBS 621.78
Lineage: Eukaryota; Fungi; Ascomycota; Eurotiomycetes; Eurotiales; Aspergillaceae
Product: basic helix-loop-helix domain-containing protein
Exons: 1
Coding region: 1-1563 (520 amino acids)
Biological process (GO): regulation of transcription by RNA polymerase II
Molecular function (GO): DNA-binding transcription factor activity, RNA polymerase II-specific; protein dimerization activity; RNA polymerase II cis-regulatory region sequence-specific DNA binding
Source: RefSeq, a predicted model, not a curated record